AUGAGCCUAGGAAAGAUGCUAUCAGCAAAAAAGCCAUUAUCUCAGAUCUUCAAUGUCCAAGUAGAGUUCGAAACAGAAUCUGAUCUGAUAGAUUUAUUAAAUAAGAGUGGUGAUGCUUUAAAAGAUAUCACAAAAUCCGACGGUUGUUUGAUUUACUGGACUAAUGAGAAACACAACUGUAUUUAUCAGAUCCCUAGAUAUAUAACCAAUACUAGACAUUGUAUAAAUUGGGAUAUCAGAGAGGGAUUAACUAUAGCUGCGUAUGUAGCGUAUACUAAGCAGUAUAUUUUUCUAGACAAUAUUAUUUCCAACCCUCGUUAUCCUCUCAAAUUAGGUUAUUAUAAUCAAGCUAAAACUGUUAUUUCUGUCCCAAUAAUAGAUCCAAGUAAGAAAUGUUUAGGUGUGAUUGAAAUUUAUAAAAACUACAAUGAAUAUUCAAAAAGCGAUCUCUAUACAGUACAGAUGUUAGCAUAUUGGAUUGCAAUAACGAUUAAUCAACAAAAUAUAAGGAUGGGACAUUAUCAAGAAAUUGUACUUACUGAAAAAUUGUUAAAUGCCACUAAACAACUUUUAUAUGUUGACGCUACUUUAGAAGAUAUACUUAGUAAAUUAAUGGUAAAUUUAUAAAAGCCAAUUUUGUAUAAAUCAAUGAUGAAAUUUAUAUGUUGAAAACCGAGUUUAUGUAGUUAAUUAUUUUUAAAUAUUUCUAG
Messenger RNA from Aethina tumida (small hive beetle), 710 nucleotides. RefSeq lists its product as uncharacterized. Lineage: Eukaryota; Metazoa; Arthropoda; Insecta; Coleoptera; Nitidulidae. The transcript has 3 exons. Gene Ontology annotation, molecular function: protein binding. The coding region runs from base 1 to 627 and encodes 208 amino acids. The record is from RefSeq and is a predicted model, not a curated record.